AUGUCCUCGGACGACGUCGUGAUUGAAUGGCUUCUAGCCUCUGACCCAGCGAUCCGCUGGCAAGUCCUGCGAGACAUUCUUGAUAGUCCCGAAGCGGUCUACUCGAGAGAGCGCCAUAAGAUCGAGAACGAGGGAUGGGGCGCUCAGCUUCGUUCGGUGCAAGAUCCCGACGGGCAAUGGGCUGGCGGGGGGUUCGCGCCGGCGGACAUGACGGCAAAAGAGUGGAAGGAGGUCGGGCAGCCUUGGACGGCGACGUACAGCGUGCUGCAGCAACUGCGUGAAUUUGGCCUCGACCCGUCGUCGGACUGGGCCAAGCGCACCGUCGAACUGGUAGGCGCGAACUCGCGCUGGGACGAGGGUGGCCAGCCGUUCUGGGAGGGGGAGACGGAAGAGUGCAUCAACGGCCAGACCGUCGGAAACGGAAGCUACUUUGGCGUGGACAUGUCGAGGCUGGUGCAGCGCCGCCUGCUGGGGGAGCGGAUGGAGGAUGGCGGCUGGAACUGCGAAAGAGCAAACGGCUCCGUGCGGUCCUCGUUCGCCACGACCAUUAACGUUCUCGAGGGCUUGCUCGAGCACGAGAAGGCGGGACGCGGGACCCCUGAGUCUGUCGCGGCGCGCAAGUCGGGCGAGGAGUAUCUCCUGAGGCGACAGUUAUUUCGACGGCUGAGCACGGGAGAGCCGGCCGACGUGGAGUUUUUGCGCUUCCUGCACCCGAAUCGUUGGAGGUACGACGUCUUGCGGGCGCUGGACUACUUCCGAGCCGUCGGGCAAUAUACCGGUGAGAAACCUGAUCCGAGGCUGAAGGAGGCCGUCGAACAUGUGAGGUCGAAGAGGUGUGAGGAUGGGAAAUGGGCCUUGGACUGGGACCUGCCAGGCCGAACGUGGUUCAAGGUGAAUGACGGCCCGGGGAAACCGUCGCCGUGGGUGACGCUUCGGGCCAUGCGUUGCCUCAAGUGGUGGGAUAAGCAUGUGCAAGGAGCAUAG
Molecule: messenger RNA, 984 nt
Organism: Purpureocillium takamizusanense
Lineage: Eukaryota; Fungi; Ascomycota; Sordariomycetes; Hypocreales; Ophiocordycipitaceae
Exons: 1
Coding region: 1-984 (327 amino acids)
Source: RefSeq, a predicted model, not a curated record